This is a messenger RNA of Kwoniella mangroviensis CBS 8507, 237 nucleotides long. RefSeq lists its product as uncharacterized. The record is from RefSeq and is a predicted model, not a curated record. The transcript has a single exon. The coding region runs from base 1 to 237 and encodes 78 amino acids. NCBI's taxonomy places the organism in Eukaryota, Fungi, Basidiomycota, Tremellomycetes, Tremellales, Cryptococcaceae.
AUGUCUAAAGCUUCCCCUGACUGGGCUUCUGAAUCUGAAGCCUCAAGGUCAGACCCCAGUUCGGCUGUAGCAACUGCUUCCAAAUCGACCAAAGAUCACGCUCCCUGGACACCCGAAAUAUCCCAUGAUCAAGGGAGAACAGAUGAAGAAGCUCCUGCGCCUGGGCCGGUUCGAGCCUCUUCAGUUGAGGAGACGGGAAGAUGGACUGCAAGAAGCGGUUUCACCCUCUUUUAUUGA